Molecule: messenger RNA, 2488 nt
Organism: Punica granatum (pomegranate)
Lineage: Eukaryota; Viridiplantae; Streptophyta; Magnoliopsida; Myrtales; Lythraceae
Source: RefSeq, a predicted model, not a curated record
CGCGAGGCAUCUUCUCCUUCUUCUUCCGACAUCUCUCUCGCUCUCUUUCUAGAACUCUCUGGUUCAGUGGUUCUUCUUCCGUUUCUUCCCUUCCCCCAAUUUUCACCGCCUACGCCCUUCUCCUUCUCGUCACCUCUCGAAUAUUCCUUCCUCUUCUCCCAUGGCCUUUAUAUACCUCUCCCCUCCUCCUCCUCGCACCAUCGAAGCACAGAGCAAUCAUUGUAAUACGAUUCGAAGCAAUCACUACACGCUCGCGAACAAUCUUAAUUAGUUCCCAUCGAAGCUCCAUCAAUGGCGCCCCAGAACGAAGGCAAGGCAAUUGGGAUCGACCUCGGCACCACUUACAGCUGCGUCGGUGUCUGGCAGAACGACCGCGUUGAGAUCAUUGCCAAUGACCAAGGCAACCGGACGACCCCGUCGUACGUUGCGUUCACAGACACCGAGCGGUUGAUCGGAGAUGCGGCGAAGAAUCAGGUCGCGAUGAACCCCCGGAACACGGUGUUUGACGCCAAGCGGCUGAUCGGGCGGCGGUUCUCUGACCCGUCUGUGCAGAGUGACAUGGUGCAUUGGCCGUUCAAGGUUGUUCCUGGUCCCGGUGACAAGCCGAUGAUCGUGGUGACCUAUAAAGGUGAGGAGAAGCAGUUCUCUCCCGAGGAGAUCUCCUCUAUGGUGCUCGUGAAGAUGAGGGAAAUUGCGGAGGCUUACCUUGGGCACUCCGUCAAGAACGCCGUGAUCACUGUUCCAGCGUACUUCAACGACUCUCAGAGGCAGGCGACGAAGGAUGCCGGAGCCAUCGCUGGGCUCAACGUUAUGAGGAUCAUCAACGAGCCCACCGCUGCUGCAAUUGCCUACGGGCUCGACAAGAAGGCCUCGAGGUCUGGCGAGAAGAAUGUGCUGAUCUUUGAUCUCGGAGGUGGGACAUUUGAUGUGUCGCUGCUGACAAUCGAGGAGGGAAUCUUUGAGGUCAAAGCCACGGCAGGGGAUACUCACCUCGGAGGAGAAGACUUCGACAAUCGGUUGGUGAACCACUUCGUAGCGGAAUUCAAGAGAAAGCACAAGAAGGACAUUAGCGGCAAUGCUCGGGCUCUGAGGAGGUUGAGGACUGCCUGUGAGCGGGCGAAGAGGACUCUGUCCUCGACCACGCAAACCACGAUCGAGAUCGACUCGCUCUAUGAAGGUGUCGACUUCUACUCCACAAUCACGAGGGCGAGGUUCGAGGAGUUGAACAUGGACUUGUUCAGGAAGUGCAUGGAGCCCGUGGAGAAGUGCCUGAGGGACUCAAAGAUUGACAAGAGCCAGGUCCAUGAGGUGGUCCUUGUGGGUGGUUCGACCCGUAUACCGAAAGUCCAACAGCUGCUGCAGGACUUCUUCAAUGGGAAGGAGCUCUGCAAGAGCAUCAACCCGGACGAGGCUGUGGCUUAUGGUGCCGCUGUGCAGGCUGCGAUUCUGAGUGGUGAAGGGAACGAGAAAGUCCAGGACUUGCUCCUGCUCGACGUCACGCCUCUCAGCCUCGGAAUCGAGACCGCUGGAGGCGUGAUGACUGUUUUGAUCCCGAGGAACACCACCAUCCCGGCUAAGAAAGAGCAGAUCUUCUCCACCUAUUCUGAUAACCAACCUGGAGUAUUGAUCCAAGUCUAUGAAGGAGAGAGAGCACGGACCAAAGACAACAACCUCCUUGGAAAAUUCGAGCUCACAGGCAUCCCUCCUGCUCCAAGAGGUGUACCACAAAUCAAUGUGUGCUUUGAUAUUGAUGCGAAUGGCAUCUUAAACGUCUCGGCUGAGGAUAAGACUGCUGGCGUGAAGAACAAGAUCACGAUCACCAACGACAAGGGCAGGUUGAGCAAGGAUGAGAUUGAGAGGAUGGUCAAGGAAGCUGAGAAGUACAAGGCGGAGGACGAGGAGGUGAAGAAGAAGGUCGAUGCCAAGAAUGCCCUGGAGAACUAUGCAUACAACAUGAAGAACACGGUGAAGGAUGAGAAAUUUGCAGGGAAGCUGAAUCCCGCAGACAAGCAGAAGAUCGAGAAGGCUAUUGAAGAGGCAAUUGAGUGGCUUGACAGGAACCAACUUGCUGAGGUUGACGAGUUCGAGGAUAAGUUGAAGGAGUUGGAGGGGUUGUGCAACCCAGUCAUUGCCAAAAUGUAUCAGGGAGGUGCUGGUGACGUACCGAUGGGUGGCACUGGGGACAUGCCGAAUGGGUAUAGCAAGGCCACCCCUAAUGGCACCGGACAAGGGCCAAAGAUUGAGGAAGUCGAUUGAGGUGUUCGGCAAUCCUUCUGCUUGGUGAACUGCAAAAUAUGUCUUGGAUUGAUGGAGAAGAGUGCAAUUGAGAGUGUACAAACCCCCAAUAAUUCGUUAGUUUAGAGUAUGUGGAUGUAAUUCGAGUCCUUAAAGAUACUGCAGAUGUAAAUUGUUUCCUUAUAAUGAAAUUGUAAGCAACUUUUCAUAGUUUUCUCUAUAAUCAAAAUUCGAACUCGAAAUUUCUUCUUCU